AUGCAAUCCUCUCUAGUUCUUCUAAUUUCAUCCCUAGCCUUUUGCACAGCUGGUUAGUUUUUUCUCUCUAAAGUUUCAAAAUUAAUUAAUUUUUUUGAAAAUUUUAGGUCCACUUGCUGUGAAUUUGAAUGAUCAAGCUGUAAGUUGAAUUAAAUUUUUUUCAAAUAUUCAAUUAUUCAAAAUAUUUUAGGCUGUGGAUUUGGGAUCGUAUGAUCGUGCCAGAUUUGAACUUGUUGAAACUUUCCACCCACUUCAAAUCGCAUCUGCUGUUUCAAGUGAGUUAGGGAUACUGUAGUUUGAUCUACGUCAGGUUUCAAAAUAGAAAUAUUUGGAUUUUGAAGAUUUGAAAUCAAAAUGUUAGUAUUAAAAUCUCAGAGUUUCCAGAAAUUUUUGAAACUUUCGAGCAAAAAAAAAAAUGUAAUGGGACGAUGCGCGAAGAAAAAAAACGUCAAAAAACGUGUUUUGAAACAUAAAAAUACAAUGCACGAAAUGUCGCAAAACGUCGCGAAACUCGAGUUUUUCGACAUUGAAAUGUCGCGAAACAAGCAUGUUUUUUUGUAUCGUAAUGAAACCACAGACACUGGAGAUCGCAUCUUACAAUGUUUUUACUUGUUUAUAACGGUUUUCACCACUAUUUUCUCCGGAAACAUGAGACGUGGCAAAUGCAUUUCACAUAUAAUAUUUUCAUUUGACGAAGAUUCCUUUUCAGAAGUUUUUAUUGCCAAUUUUCGUAAAUUAAUGUCCUUUUUCAACCCCUGAUAUGUUUUUUCUACAAAAACAAUCUAUAUUUUUUCCACAUUUUGAGAAAAAUAAUACUUGUUUCGCGACAUUUCAAUGUCGAAAAACUCGAGUUUCGCGACGUUUUGCGUCAUUUCGUGCAUUGUAUUUUUAUGUUUCGAAACACGUUUUUUGACGUUUUUUUUCUUCGCGCAUCGUCCCAUCAAGAAAGUAUUCACAUCAGAGAAAAAUUUGAACUAAAAAUCUCUGUAAAACCAGAUAAUCCCUAAACUUUAGUGGGAUUCUUUUUUCUAGGAAAUUUUGAAAUCAGGAUGUUGAGGUCAUAAAGAAGUUCGAAAAAAAUUCCAUUUUGAAGAAAAAAGCUCUAAUAAUAAAAAUAAUUAUGCAAUUUCAAAACUUUGUGGCAAAAAAUAUGACAAUCUUUUCAGAUAAAAAUUGUAGUCUUCAGUUUCAGAUAAAAUGUUGAAACUCAAAAUUUCUGGAAGACAAAAGCAAAAGCUCGAGUUUCAAAAUUCACCCAAAAAAUGAAUGACAUCAAUUAACACAAUCAAAAACGUAAAAAAGGAAGAAGCCUAUGCCAAAAAUAAGAAAAAGGAUUAACCAAAGAAAAACACUCUUUACAUCCAAACUGAAAAAGAAGAAAAUACGAAAAGAAAUUCGAUACUUUAGCAAUUAAAAAAGUUGUCAGGUGCAAAAUGAAAAUAAUACUUACUUACCAGUCAACAUAACGUGGAAGAGAGAAAAAAAGUUGGAGAAAAACAUCUCAGAAGGAAUGAUCCCCGAUUUACCCCCUGGAUUUUGAUGAUUAUUUUUUUAAAAGAAGUAUAUUUGGGAGUUAUGAAAUCACAUAGUAGCAUUUUGCAAACUUCGGCCUAUUUCAUGAGUUAUGGGAAGUCCGUGAUUUUUGAGUUAAAAACUGGUCUUGAAACUUCUCGGGGUCGGAACUUUGUUAUUUUUCAUCGAAAAACGUCCACCAAAAAAUCAUUUUGAAGCUAAAAAUGCGAAGAUUUCAAAAUUUUUGGUCCCCGGAAUCAUUCGAUAACGUUAUCAUAUGAUAAUUGUGAAAUUUCAAAAAUUCGAAAUUUUCAAAAAAUCAAAAUAUAAAACAAAUAGUAUUCAGAGGGCUUGGGGAGAGUGGACACCGAUUGCAUCGUGUUCCUCAUCAAAAAUUAGGUCUACGAGGAUGGUCGAAAAUAUCUGUAAUCAGCCUUUUACAAGAAAGAAAAAUUGAUUUUUACGUUUUUUCACUAUUUCAGAUGAGCAUUUUCACUGUUUAUUGACAAAACUAGGAUUCUAUUGUUUGCAUAAUUUUUUAAACAAUGUUUUUUAUUAUCAAAACGUUGAUUUUUAACAAUUCUAUCAUUUUCCGAUCAUUUCCAAUUUUUCUCAAAGUCUCCCAACACCCAAACAAUUAAAUUUACAAAUUAAUUGUUUCAAAAAUCUUUUGUCAAUAGUUAGAUCAUAUUUGAGUUCUGAAACCUGGAUUAGCUUUUUCUACGUCAAAAAUUGAUCCAGAAAAAAUAUAUGAAAAUAUCACUAUCCGAUAAAAUAAAAGCAAAUCGAUAUUGAAAAUAAAGCUCUCUGAUGUUCUUUAUCAAAAAAAAAAUAGAUUUUUUGUUUUAUGUGAAUAACUCAUUUGUAACUCUUUGAAUACGCCGGUUCGAAGUAUUUUAGAAAAUUAUUUCUGGAUCAAUUUUUGACGUAGAAAAAGCUAAUCCAGGUUUCAGAACUCAAAUAUGAUCUAACUAUUGACAAAAAGAUUUUUGAAACAAUUAAUUUGUAAAUUUAAUUGUUUGGGUGUUGGGAGACUUUGAGAAAAAUUGGAAAUGAUCGGAAAAUGAUAGAAUUGUUAAAAAUCAACGUUUUAAUAAUAAAAAACAUUGUUUAAAAAAUUAUGCAAACAAUAGAAUCCUAGUUUUGUCAAUAAACAGUGAAAAUGCUCAUCUGAAAUAGUGAAAAAACGUAAAAAUCAAUUUUUCUUUCUUGUAAAAGGCUGAUUACAGAUAUUUUCGACCAUCCUCGUAGACCUAAUUUUUGAUGAGGAACACGAUGCAAUCGGUGUCCACUCUCCCCCAAGCCCUCUGAAUACUAUUUGUUUUAUAUUUUGAUUUUUUGAAAAUUUCGAAUUUUUGAAAUUUCACAAUUAUCAUAUGAUAACGUUAUCGAAUGAUUCCGGGGACCAAAAAUUUUGAAAUCUUCGCAUUUUUAGCUUCAAAAUGAUUUUUUGGUGGACGUUUUUCGAUGAAAAAUAACAAAGUUCCGACCCCGAAGUUUCAAGACCAGUUUUUAACUCAAAAAUCACGGACUUCCCAUAACUCAUGAAAUAGGCCGAAGUUUGCAAAAUGCUACUAUGUGAUUUCAUAACUCCCAAAUAUACUUCUUUUAAAAAAAUAAUCAUCAAAAUCCAGGGGGGUAAAUCGGGGAUCAUUCCUUCUCAGAAAAAAGUAUAUGUAGUAUUAAUUGUAUGUAAAUAGAUAUUGUAUACCUAACCUAACACAUGAAUGUAUGUACUUGAGAGAUUUUGUGGAUUUUUGAACUUUAAGACGAGGAUAAGGUGAGAAAGAAGGCUACUGUAGAAUACGUGGAUUUUAUGUGCGAAAAUUUUGAUCUCGAAACUUUUAAGACCAAAUUCAAAGGUUUUGAGAAUUUCAGUGUGUUUCUAGCACCAAAAAUUGCGAUCUCAUAUUGAAAAGGUUUUCAUCGAGUACUGUAGAUUACGUCGAUUUUCAUCGUCUAAUCUUGUUAUAAAAUUUUCGAGUCUAAAUUUAAAGUCUUAGUAUUUGCAGUCUGAAAUCAAUCAAAAUCAUUAUUCUUCAAGCUGAAAAAAGUCCAGGUGAAAAUGGGAACUCAACAAAACAUUAUGUUUUUUUCUCAUUUUCUAAAUGAAAGUUUUUAUGAUUUUUUUCUUAGAAAAAAGUUCGGGGGAAAUUUAGAAUUUUAUAAGAAAAAAGAUCAAGAUCUAGCUCAAAAGAAGAUCAAAUUAAAAUCUCAGAUAAUAUUGAGAGCUUUUCAAAAUCUAAAAAAAAAAACUUAGCCUAACCCUAAAUUUUGCAGAUGAUCAAAUCGCCGAAGCAAUUCGCGCCAAAGCCGCCGGCGUUCGCCAACAAACCGAUCAACAAGUCGCAAUCUCAAUCGAAACUCCAACUGAGUUCACAAGCCCAAACAGACCAGAACGUAAGAUUUGCAUUCAAAAUCAGAAAAAACUAUGUACAUAGAAAUAUUCCGAGACCGGAUAUAAUAAUCAAGCAGCUCUUAAAAAUUCAUCGGCGAAGAAAAUUUUAAACAUUUUUUUUUGAUGCGAUUAAAAAAUCUUCGGGGGAGGGACAGAAAAAACAAAAAGAAUGUGCCGAGCAAAAAAAGAUUCAGAGAUGAAUAAUUUAGAAUAAAUUUUCUCGAAUUGACUAUGUUACAAGCAGCGGCAAGUUGCGCUCUUCUUUAUUUCAUAUUCUUUUCUUUUGGAUUUUUUGUGACACACACAAAAAAAGAGACCAGAGGACCAACCGACCCAAAAUUGGAUUUGUUGUGUCAAAAGGAAAAAAUAUAGAUGGAUAUAUAUAUGAGAAUAUACUUAUAAGUAGAUCUUUUUUGCUCAAUGAGCCUUAUGAAUCUGAGGGCAAAAAAAGUUGAGCUAAAAAGUGGAAGCAGAAAAAAAUCUUUUUGUUUGAGUAAAAUGAGAAGAAAAGAAUAUUUGAUGAGGUGACCUUUUGCAUUCGAAAAAAAGUAAUCAUAUGAUUGAAGAAGAGAAAAUAGAGAAGCAGAAGAAGUACUUCUUACAGUAGGUCAAAAAUAUAUCGGUAGAUCAAAAAAUUAUGGAAGAGAACUUUAGAAAUUCUGCAUUGAAAUUAGACAUUAUACUUUAUUUAUAGAAAAAAAUCAGUACUGUAGUUUGUUCAGAUCAGUCAGCUUUAGAAGUACUGUAAACCGACUGGAAAAAUCCAGAAUUACUAUAUCUGAUAGAUCAACAGAUAUUGGGAGUACUGUAGCGCGUUUGAAUUUCAUAAAUUUAAAAAAAAACCCCUAACUCACUUGAUUUUUAUUCUUUUAAAUUUUCGAAUACGAUAGUUUAUGACGUGACAAUAUUUCACAAGUUCUGAAAAUUAGAAAUGAGAAGAUUUUUUGUCACGUGAUUUUUUAAAACUAAAAAUACAUAGGUCACGUUUUUAAGAGUCGGUAACUUUUGAAGACACAACUUAUUUUUUAUUCGAAAAAUAGACAAACUCAAACAAAACUGAAUUUCUCACAGUCCAAAAGUCCAUCUAAACUUUUUCAAAAAAAUUUCAUUAUUUUUCCAUAAGGAAGUUUCCGCGUUCCACUUUCGGCUUAAAUUCGAUUUAUGUCUCUCUCUAUUUCAUAUUUUUGAUAGGUUUGAAAAAAUUUUCGAAUCGAAGCCGGCAGAUGGAACUUUCCCCACUCCUUUAUAAUGGUCCGAGUUCUAGGAACAGAUUCAAAAACUCUCAAAUAAUUUGCUCAUAUGUUUCAGGUCUCGCCUUUGGUGAAUGGACCGAAUGGACAGCUUGGUCAAUUUGCCAAAACGGAGAAAAAUCACGUGUCAGAACUUGUGUUUCACGUAGACCAGCUCUCAAAGUUGUUUGUCACGGAGAAUCAAUCGAAAUCGCAAAAUGUUUUGUGAAUGCGGCUGAAGGACACGUGGCUGUUGCUUCUGAUCCGUGGUCGAUUGAACGAGAAAUCAGCGGAGAUUUCAAAGCAUAA
This is a messenger RNA of Caenorhabditis angaria, 5448 nucleotides long. The record is from the annotation of a GenBank genome assembly. NCBI's taxonomy places the organism in Eukaryota, Metazoa, Nematoda, Chromadorea, Rhabditida, Rhabditidae.